Messenger RNA from Danaus plexippus (monarch butterfly), 2039 nucleotides. Its product is annotated as 2-acylglycerol O-acyltransferase 2-A-like. Lineage: Eukaryota; Metazoa; Arthropoda; Insecta; Lepidoptera; Nymphalidae. Gene Ontology annotation, molecular function: diacylglycerol O-acyltransferase activity. Gene Ontology annotation, biological process: triglyceride biosynthetic process. Gene Ontology annotation, cellular component: endoplasmic reticulum membrane. The record is from RefSeq and is a predicted model, not a curated record. The transcript has 5 exons. The coding region runs from base 366 to 1421 and encodes 351 amino acids.
GAAAUAGGUCUCUUUAAGCUUUCCUUAACAGUCUAUUCUUAGUUUCACUAUGAUGACGUUACCGUAACGACUAAAUAUAUCAUAGAAGAUUACCAGCAUUUCUUCUAUUGCUUAAAAUUAGAACAAGCCAAACAUUCAGUACGAAACGGUUCUCUUUUGAGAAAGAAUUCAAUUUAAACAGCUGCUGAGACAUGACUGGCGAUGUAAUUGUAUUAAAAUUUAUAAUGACAAAGAUAACGACCCACAGCUUACAACCAGAUUACAAACACCCGUAGUUGAGAAUUGAGAUUAGACUCACAGUAGUUUGUCGUGUGCUGGGCUAUGAGGGUGUGAAUAUUGUAUUGUAAACAAGUGCGGUUGUAAACAUGGAUACAUGUGUCAAAAUUUUUAGUUCAAUUUCAAACGCGUUGGGUAUAGAGUGGGCUCCCCUCAAUGUACCAACGUCAAGACGCCUCGAAACAUUAGCUGCAGCAGCUUGGAUCUGUCUCGUGUUAUUCGGUGAAGCAGCUUGUAUCUUAUUAUUCGUACAGCUUGUGUACUCCUCAUAUUGGUAUCUAGUACUUUUAUAUGGCAUUUGGAUGUUGAAUGACCUUGAAAUAUGCAACAAGGGAGGAAGAACUAUAGAAUGGUUCAGAAGUUGCGCGUGGUGGGUAUAUUAUCGCGACUAUUUUCCCAUUAAACUCGUCAAAACCACAGAUUUGGAUCCUUCGAGAAACUAUCUAUUUGCCUGCUUCCCACAUGGUGUUGUCUGUUCCGGAGCUUUCGGUGCUUUUGCCACUAAUGCUCUAGAAUUCUAUAAAGUAUUUCCUGGAAUGACUUGCAAUAUGAUCACACUCGGAGGACAUUUCCGUGUACCGUUCUUUAGAGAUUUAGUGCUGGCGUUAGGUUGCUGUGCAUCUUCACAAGAAAGUUUACUAUAUCUUUUGGAUAAAAAGAACUAUAAAGGGAAAUGCGUUGCUUUGAUUGUUGGCGGAGCUGCGGAGGCGUUGGAUUCGCACCCGGGCGAAUAUAAAGUCAUUCUGAGUAGGAGAAAGGGUUUUAUUAGAAUUGCUAUGAAAUCAGGCGCUCCUUUAGUUCCAGUGUUUUCAUUCGGUGAAACAGACGUAUUCAGACCACUAGACAAUCCACAGGAUAGUCUUUUGCGAAAAUUCCAAGAGAAAGUGCGACAACUAACUGGAAUAUCGCCCAUGUUCCCAAUAGGACGCGGCGUUUUCCAAUACUCAUUUGGUGUACUCCCUUUACGAUCACCCAUUACUACAGUUGUUGGUAAACCAAUGGAAAUAGUGAAAAACUUGGAUCCAACUGAUGAAGAGGUCGAUGACAUCCACAAGGAAUUUAUUAGAAGACUGAUUGAACUUUUUGAAACUGAGAAAUCGAAAUAUUUAAAGAACCAUGAAAAAGUAAAUCUAGUCAUAACCUAAUUUAAACCGAUCAGUUUGUUUGAUAUAAAUUGUGCACUGUCAAUUAGUAUUUAGUAGUAGGUAAUUAUAGGGAAUUAUUAUACAGGAAUUAAAUAGCUAUUAUUUCUUUAAUAAUUAAAUAAUUUUUUCAAUAAAUUUACAAGCGGUAAAUGAUACGAUCAAUAUACUAAAUAAAUUUAUUGAGGAACAUUUUUAAAAAAGUUAAUAUUAUAAAAAUUCAUUGCGAACAACGUUGCCUUCGCGCAAAUAAUUUUAUGGUUUUAAAAUUGUUUUUCGAACUUUUCAUUACUGCAUUACACACCAAUACUUAUUCUUCAUUCAUCACACCAAAGGCUGAUAUAAUGUUUUAUAAAAGUAAAAGGUGUUAAAUAAAAAUAGUUCAUUAUUUUUACAUUUUUUAUUUAUUUUUAAUAUUUACAUUUUAUGUACAUCAUUAACAAUAUAUAACACGCGCGCAAACGCUUCAACUUGUUGGAGCAUCAUUUGUGCAUCUCUAGGGUAACCUUUUGAAAAAGUUUCUCAUGUGUCCCUUAUAUUAUUGUAAUAAAACAUGUCUUUUCUAUUUAUUUAUUUAUUUAUUUUGAAGCCGGCGAUGCAAUCUUGAUGUACUCAAUAUUA